This is a messenger RNA of Pan troglodytes (chimpanzee), 7930 nucleotides long. It is a transcript of the gene SETD5, whose product is annotated as SET domain containing 5. Gene Ontology annotation, biological process: regulation of DNA-templated transcription. The transcript has 29 exons. The record is from RefSeq and is a predicted model, not a curated record. Gene Ontology annotation, cellular component: Rpd3L-Expanded complex; Set3 complex. The coding region runs from base 1812 to 5879 and encodes 1355 amino acids. NCBI's taxonomy places the organism in Eukaryota, Metazoa, Chordata, Mammalia, Primates, Hominidae.
GUAAAAGGCUGUUUGUCGUGGUACAGCUACAGUGAUUUUACUUGAGAUAUUUGACUUUGAGAUGGAGAUGAAAAUAAGUAUAUAAUGCAGCUGCCACAUUCAUUCUCAUACAAGACACUGAAAUUGAGGAAGAGAGAUUUUGGCGUUCUGUUGGUUUAUGGAGAGAGUUGAUCAGAGAUUGCUCCUUGGCUGAGUUGCUGUCUGCAUAGGCUGUUAACAAUUGUUUCUCUGGCAGCAGAUCUUGUUCAUCAGGAUUGCAUCAUUUCUGGGAGAAUGGCCAAGGUCCACAGCCUCAGUACAAAGACUGUCUGAAGCAUAUGAGGCCUGUUCUCUUUCUGAAGCGACACUCCUCUUCCUGCCAGUCCUCUUCACAGGAUUACUGAAGCAGACUUGUUCUGAAUUUCUUUCAUUGGAUUGGUUGUUUAUUGGACUCUUGUCUGCCAGCUGCUUCCGCCUCACCUGUCUGAUGCAAUUUCUUCUUCUGAAAUCUGUUGGAAUUGUUCAUAAAACACUUUUUGUUUGUCUUCUCUGUGAGUGACCAGGGAGAUCAUACAGGUCUUGUGCUUUCAGCAAGUCAUAUAGAGAAGAGACUGUCAGAAUGAUGAUACAGAGACUGUUGGCCAUUUCUGAAACCAAUUAAAAAGAUGGGGUCUUCAGAACUACUAGCAGAUAAUUUGGGGGGACUUCAUAUUCAGAAGUCUAUAUAAAGGAUUCCUCAUGUCCAUAACAUGUUGGAUGAGGCUCUGCAGCUCACCCCCACUCUCAGAGUGGUCAGUCUCCAUUAAUUGGACCCCGUGAUUUCCAAUCUCUGCUGUGUUGGACGUCAUGAGCAUUGCAAUCCCUCUGGGAGUCACCACACCAGAUACAUCCUACUCAGAUAUGGCUGCUGGAUCAGAAAAGGAAGUGGAAGCCCCCUACCUUUCAAGACGAAGUGGCACUACACCAGGAUGUGAAAGUCCAGCGAAAGAGACCCAAGGGGCCUAGGGGGCAGCACACCCCCAGAAGCCAAGUCUAUUCCAGGCAGUACCAGGGAUUAGGGUCUGGGCUGGAAAAAUCCUGGUGUUUUGAAUAUGUUCAGGUCCAGUUCAGACUCUUGAUCCCACAGCCACUUCUUGAGUGAGGGUAUCCUGUCUUGGUAGUGAAUGGAAGAGGGCCUGGUCCCUGGGGCAGUGCAGAAGGCACUUUCAUCAUCUCACUCACUGCAAAUGUCAUGUGAGGUUUCAUGGAAGUAUUAAGAGAUCCAAUUAAGAAGAAUAGUUCUGAGUCUAAACCAGCCCAGAGUGGCUUCUCUAGGGGAAACUCCCCGCUCAGCUGCCCUGAAUCUGUGGAGGCUAGUCCAGCAGUUAAUGAGAAGAGCGUGUAUUCCACUCAUAAUUAUGGGACCACUCAGAGGCAUGGGUGUCGAGGACUGCCUUAUGCUCAUGACGAAGUUGCCCCUUUUGCACUUCCCUGACUCCAGCGGACGUCUAGCCCUGCAUCAUUGUUCUUGUUUUUAUGUCCCAGUUGACCUUGGCAUUUUGUUUUAUCACUUUCCUGGUUGAAGCCAAAAAACAAAGGGAUCAUAAUUACGGAGCCCCUCCUCCUCCGACACCUCCUGCUUCUCCCCCUGUCCAGACGAUCAUCCCUCGUUCUGACCUGAAUGGCCUGCCGUCGCCUGUAGAGGAACGCUGUGGAGACAGCCCGAACUCUGAAGGAGAAACUGUACCUACCUGGUGUCCUUGUGGUCUUUCUCAGGAUGGCUUCCUUCUCAACUGUGACAAGUGCAGAUGAUUCCUUAGUGCUCCUUGGCUCGAAUUCUCUGCACUAGGGGAAUGAGCAGGGGGAAGGUUAUUAGACUUCAUCGGCGGAAGCAGGACAACAUAUCAGGUGGGGAUAGCAGUGCAACAGAAAGCUGGGAUGAGGAGCUUUCUCCUUCCACUGUGUUGUAUACAGCAACACAGCACACACCUACAAGCAUCACCUUAACUGUUAGAAGAACCAAACCCAAGAAGCGGAAAAAGAGUCCAGAAAAGGGUCGUGCAGCACCAAAGACGAAGAAAAUCAAGAAUUCUCCCUCUGAAGCACAGAAUUUAGAUGAGAAUACAACUGAGGGCUGGGAAAAUCGGAUAAGACUAUGGACUGACCAGUAUGAAGAAGCUUUCACUAAUCAGUACAGUGCAGAUGUACAGAACGCGCUUGAACAACACCUACAUUCUAGCAAGGAAUUUGUGGGCAAACCUACUAUUUUAGACACUAUUAAUAAGACUGAAUUGGCCUGUAAUAACACAGUUAUUGGUUCCCAAAUGCAGUUACAGCUGGGAAGAGUCACUCGUGUUCAAAAGCACCGGAAGAUCCUGAGGGCUGCAAGAGAUUUGGCUUUGGACACUCUUAUAAUAGAGUAUCGUGGGAAAGUCAUGUUACGACAGCAAUUUGAGGUCAAUGGGCAUUUCUUCAAAAAACCAUACCCCUUUGUGCUCUUCUACUCAAAAUUCAAUGGUGUAGAGAUGUGUGUGGAUGCCCGUACUUUCGGUAAUGAUGCUCGGUUCAUCAGAAGAUCAUGUACACCAAAUGCAGAGGUGCGACACAUGAUUGCAGACGGGAUGAUUCACCUGUGCAUCUAUGCUGUGUCUGCCAUCACCAAGGAUGCUGAGGUCACCAUAGCAUUUGAUUACGAGUAUAGUAACUGUAAUUAUAAAGUGGACUGUGCCUGUCACAAGGGAAACCGGAAUUGUCCUAUACAAAAAAGGAAUCCUAAUGCUGCAGAACUGCCACUCCUACCACCUCCUCCAAGCCUACCCACCAUUGGAGCAGAGACUAGACGUAGAAAAGCACGACGGAAAGAGCUAGAGAUGGAGCAGCAGAAUGAGGCUUCAGAGGAGAAUAAUGACCAGCAAUCACAAGAAGUUCCAGAAAAAGUAACUGUAUCCAGUGAUCAUGAGGAAGUAGACAAUCCAGAAGAAAAACCAGAAGAAGAGAAAGAAGAGGUUAUAGAUGACCAGGAGAACCUAGCUCAUAGCAGGAGGACCAGGGAAGAUAGAAAGGUAGAAGCCAUCAUGCAUGCUUUUGAAAACUUAGAGAAAAGAAAGAAGCGGCGGGAUCAGCCCUUGGAACAGAGCAACUCUGAUGUAGAGAUUACUACAACCACCUCAGAGACUCCUGUUGGUGAAGAGACAAAAACUGAAGCCGCUGAAUCUGAAGUUAGCAACUCUGUUUCAAAUGUUACCAUCCCAAGCACCCCACAGAGUGUUGGUGUGAAUACCCGGAGGUCUUCCCAGGCAGGGGAUAUUGCUGCAGAAAAACCAGUCCCCAAGCCACCUCCAGCAAAGCCUUCUAGGCCCCGGCCGAAGAGUCGAAUUUCUCGGUACAGGACCAGUUCAGCCCAAAGACUAAAGCGUCAGAAGCAGGCCAAUGCACAGCAGGCAGAAUUGUCACAAGCUGCCUUGGAAGAGGGAGGAAGUAACAGUUUAGUAACUCCUACUGAAGCUGGAAGUCUAGACAGUUCAGGAGAAAACAGGCCAUUAACAGGGUCUGACCCAACUGUGGUGUCAAUUACUGGAUCCCAUGUCAACCGUGCUGCAUCUAAAUACCCCAAAACCAAAAAGUAUCUAGUUACAGAAUGGUUGAAUGACAAAGCAGAGAAGCAAGAGUGCCCUGUUGAGUGCCCUUUACGUAUCACAACGGAUCCAACUGUACUGGCAACGACCCUAAACAUGUUACCAGGUCUUAUCCAUUCCCCGUUAAUUUGCACCACCCCCAAACACUACAUUCGCUUUGGCUCACCCUUUAUCCCUGAGAGACGUCGAAGGCCCCUUCUGCCUGAUGGCACAUUCAGCUCCUGUAAGAAGCGCUGGAUAAAACAAGCCUUAGAAGAAGGGAUGACUCAAACAUCAUCUGUACCCCAAGAGACUAGAACUCAGCACCUAUACCAAAGCAAUGAGAAUAGUAGCUCUUCUAGUAUCUGCAAAGACAAUGCAGCUUUGUGUUUCACAGACUUGUUGAGCCCAUUAAAGAAAUGGAAGUCUCGCUAUCUGAUGGAGCAGAAUGUCACCAAGUUACUUCGGCCUCUGUCUCCAGUCACACCACCCCCUCCCAAUUCAGGCUCAAAGAGUCCCCAGCUGGCCACACCUGGCUCAUCUCACCCAGGAGAAGAGGAGUGUCGAAAUGGAUACAGCCUCAUGUUUUCACCAGUCACAUCUCUUACUACUGCUAGUCGCUGCAACACUCCUCUGCAGUUUGAGAACAUAUCCUCCCCUGAGAGUUCCCCUGCGCAUAGGCCCGAGUCCCUGUCACCCGAGCUUUGUCACCGAAAAGACCUGGAUUUGGCAAAAGUAGGAUACCUUGACUCCAACACUAACAGCUGUGCUGAUAGACCUUCCCUACUCAACUCAGGUCAUUCUGACCUGGCUCCUCAUCCCUCCCUCGGACCCACUUCUGAGACUGGUUUCCCAAGCAGAAGUGGAGAUGGACAUCAGACCCUCGUGAGAAACUCAGACCAGGCAUUUCGGACAGAGUUCAACUUGAUGUAUGCCUACUCCCCUUUGAACGCUAUGCCUCGAGCAGAUGGACUGUAUCGAGGAUCUCCUCUAGUGGGGGAUAGGAAGUCUUUACAUUUGGAUGGGGGAUAUUGUUCCCCUGCAGAAGGAUUUUCCAGCAGAUAUGAACAUGGCUUAAUGAAAGACCUCUCUCGUGGAUCCUUGUCACCUGGUGGUGAAAGGGCCUGUGAAGGAGUCCCAUCUGCCCCCCAGAACCCACCACAGAGGAAAAAAGUAUCCCUGCUGGAGUACCGAAAACGGAAACAAGAAGCUAAGGAAAAUUCUGCUGGUGGGGGAGGUGACUCUGCACAGAGCAAAAGCAAGCCUGCAGGAGCUGGGCAAGGCAGCAGUAACUCCGUUUCUGACACUGGUGCCCAUGGUGUGCAGGGAUCCUCAGCCCGAACUCCAUCUUCCCCUCACAAAAAAUUCUCCCCAUCUCAUUCCUCUAUGUCCCAUUUGGAGGCGGUAAGCCCAUCAGAUUCCAGAGGCACUUCUUCAUCUCACUGCAGACCUCAAGAGAAUAUCAGCAGUAGGUGGAUGGUUCCCACAUCAGUAGAACGACUCCGAGAAGGAGGGAGCAUCCCCAAGGUCCUCCGAAGCAGCGUGAGGGUGGCCCAAAAGGGAGAGCCCUCUCCCACAUGGGAGAGUAACAUCACAGAGAAAGACUCAGACCCUGCAGAUGGAGAAGGCCCAGAGACAUUGAGCUCAGCACUCUCUAAAGGAGCAACAGUUUACAGCCCUUCCAGAUACAGCUACCAGCUCCUGCAGUGUGAUAGUCCUCGGACAGAAUCACAAAGCCUCCUUCAGCAGAGUUCCUCCCCCUUCAGAGGACAUCCUACACAAUCUCCAGGAUACAGUUAUCGAACUACUGCACUGAGACCUGGAAACCCCCCCUCUCACGGUUCUUCAGAAUCAUCCCUCUCUUCCACGUCCUAUUCCAGCCCCGCCCACCCUGUGUCCACAGACUCGUUGGCCCCAUUUACGGGGACACCAGGGUAUUUUAGCAGCCAGCCACAUUCUGGAAACAGCACUGGCAGCAGUCUUCCAAGGAGGAGCUGCCCUUCUAGUGCUGCUAGCCCUACCCUGCAGGGACCCUCAGACUCGCCAACCUCAGAUUCAGUUUCUCAGUCCAGCACAGGAACUCUGAGUUCCACCUCCUUUCCUCAGAACUCUAGGUCGUCAUUGCCAUCAGACUUACGGACUAUCAGUCUGCCCAGUGCUGGGCAGUCAGCUGUCUACCAGGCCUCCAGGGUAUCUGCGGUUUCCAAUUCACAGCACUACCCACACCGUGGGAGUGGGGGUGUGCACCAGUACCGACUCCAGCCACUGCAAGGGUCAGGAGUCAAGACUCAGACAGGACUUUCCUAGGGCUUCUGGAUUUGGGCAAACAGAACUGAAUGAGCCCAUAGCUGCUUCCUUCCAGCUGCCUCUGGAACCUAGGCCGAGCAUAUUGCUGAGGAAGGGGGGGUACAAGGUGCCAGAGGAUUGGGUCUGGUGGACAAGAAACAAGACUUGUGGUCACAAUUGGCCUCUGGCCUUGGAGAAAGCUGUAAAUCUUGUCUGAAGCAGAGACUAUAAAGAAGUUUCUCCCUGCUGUCAAGGGUACAUUGUUGACAAGCAAAUGGUGUUUCGGUUAGUAACGGUUCUAAGUGCAAUGAGUUGUGUUGAAGCCUCCGUCUCCCAUCCUUGCCUGUAGCCUGUAGUCACUUGUGCAGUGAGGACAUCUUUUUAAAUUUAAAAAAAAAAAAAAAAAAAAGUUUUCAAAGGAAAAAAAGUUAAAAGAGCCAAUCUCAAAGCCCCAAGCCAUCUGAGUACUGUUAGGGUUUUAUGCACUUAAGAAAAAAGGUAGGUAUGUAAAUGUUCAUCCUAAGACAACCAUUCCAAAAGCAGGUAUCUGGCCAAUGUGUGUCCACCAAGAAUACUGUUUAUCUUUGUCUUAAGAUCACCAAGAAAUAGGCAAGGAUAGUAAAGCUUGGAACCUGCACCAACUGGAGGGUGCCUGGCUCUUUGAAGAAAAGCUCAUGGUCAGCUCUUGAUUAUUCGGGAGCAGAUUAUUUGAGUAGAUUGUCUGAGCCUCCAACUGUUACCAUCCUACUCCCCCUUCCCAAGCUAUUUCACAGCUCAGUAACCCAUGAAGUAAGUAGACAAGAAAAGGAGGAAUGAGACAUGAUAUAGGCCAAUUGCAUUGCUACUUACCAGCUUUUGGCAAUAAAUUUCAUUAGGAAGGAUACCGAGUGGUUUGGGAAUGCUUCGAAUUUUAUUUUUUCUACUCCCAAUUAAUCAGGAGUUGAUGAUCCCAUGAGCAGGACCGCCUCCAUGAUUGGGGAGCAUGCACUUGUGACUGCAGGGUAAGAGUGGGAAGAUAGGUUUGUGGAGUGGCACCGACAGGACUGUGAUUGUGUGUGGGCCUGCCCCACAUUUCUUUGGGGGAUGCUUAUGUGAGAGUGGGCCCAGUGAAAGAGUUACCAAGCCACCCACACCCCUAACACUGUUCUGGAUGAGAGACGAGAGCAGACCGGCUUCUCCCCAUCAGUGCAUUGUGCCUGUUGUACACCCCUGGAGGAGCCCUGGAGCCAGCCCAGGUGGGGUACACAAUCUUUUUAAAUUCCAUAUGGUUGCCAGCUUAUUUCUUUCACUUGUUUACUGUAAUAUCUGGCGUGUUUUUAUUUAUCUAAUUUUGUAUUCAGUUAUAACCAUGGUAGGGGUAGUGAAUAUAUGACAGGUGUAAUCCCUGGUGCUGCAGUGGACCUUCUUUUCUUUUGGACAAGAUAAUACUGUGAGUUUCCCUCCUUCCUUCCCUCUAAUUUGUUUUCCUUUUUUCCCCAGCCUCUUGCAUCCCCUUCUUUUCUACCCUGUCCUACAACUAUCAUAUGCACAGUCUUCUCUCUUUGUGUGUGACUGUUACAAAAUUUCACUUUUCAAAAUCGAAAUCAGGUGUUUGCUCAAAUGAGGGGAGAUUUUUUUUUUUUUUUUUUUUUUUUAAAUGCUGAGACCUCAGCAAAGUACUUUUCUUUUUGUUGUUUCCCCCACAAACCCAUCAGUCUGGGAGAGCAUUGGGAGUGGAAAUCAUGUUGCCUGGGAUGCUGGUUUCUUUGUAUAUUAUAUAAAACGUAUGUAAAUGUCUCUCCAUUUGGGCUGGGGUUUGCAUUCUCCCCUUGGCUAUUUAACCAAGGGGAGAGGCCAGCGGGCAGGCGGCCCUCACCCUGCCUGGCACGUGCAGAGACCCCAGCCACUCUGUGUGGGCAGGGUGCUGUCAAGACCAGACCUCUUGGGGGGGUAGGGGCGGGGGGGUGGGGGGAACUCUUGGAAGGGAAGAAGUAUCACUUCUUUCUCAAGUGGAGUGUUUACACCUUGCUGUAACAUUUGAACUUUCACAAGAGAUGUAAUAAUUUUGAUAAUAAAAUUCUUAACCAUAAUAA